CGUCUGGGUCGUGGAGCCGUCGUCCGCGGUCUCCUGCGGAGAUGGGCUCAGUGGCCUAGCGCCCCUGUCCCCGCCGUCCGUGAUCGAGCGCCGAGGCCCGCGAGGGGUCGCCGCCGAGGUUUCCAACAGCCCACAAGCAAGAGCAUGGCAGCCAUCCCCUCCAGCGGCUCGCUCGUGGCCACCCACGACUACUACCGGCGCCGCCUGGGCUCCACUUCCAGUAACAACUCCUGCGGAAGUGCCCAGUACCCUGGGGAAGGCAUCCCCCGCCACCCUGGUCUCCCCAGAGCUGACCCGGGACACUGGUGGGCUAGCUUCUUUUUCGGGAAGUCCACUCUCCCAUUCAUGGCCACUGUGUUGGAGUCCCCAGAGCACUCAGAACCAGCCGAAUCCUCCACCAGCAUGAUCACCUGUGACCUGGCUCAGGAAGCCGUGGGGAAGCGGCAGCCUAGCGGGCAGCCUGGCCAAACCAACUACAGGCCCCCGUCCUGAGUGGCCACCACCAGCUGCCGGGCUUCCUCCCAAGGCGCUAGGCUCCUCAGAGCCCCCCCUCCUUCCCCUCCCUGAGAGUGAGCAGGCUGCCGCCAACAGCAGCAGUUGGGU
This is a messenger RNA of Kogia breviceps (pygmy sperm whale), 603 nucleotides long. It is a transcript of the gene PPDPF, whose product is annotated as pancreatic progenitor cell differentiation and proliferation factor. Lineage: Eukaryota; Metazoa; Chordata; Mammalia; Artiodactyla; Physeteridae. Gene Ontology annotation, biological process: cell differentiation; multicellular organism development. The record is from RefSeq and is a predicted model, not a curated record.